This is a messenger RNA of Rubroshorea leprosula, 1214 nucleotides long. Lineage: Eukaryota; Viridiplantae; Streptophyta; Magnoliopsida; Malvales; Dipterocarpaceae. The record is from the annotation of a GenBank genome assembly.
AGAUAGAAGAUGGUGAAGAAGGAAAAGGCUGUUCUGUGAGUGGGUGCUUUGUUUGCUUCUUAUGGACUCAGAAUCAAACAAUCACAGCAACAAAAAACCCCCUUCUGGGUAUUCCUUCACAAAGCAUCUUGGUUCCUUUCCUUUUAUUUGGAUCUCUGCUUCUUCUCAAAGCUUAAACUUUUCCCUAUUUGGUAUUUGACUUCAACCUGUUCAAGAAUCAAAAAUUCAAGUUCCCUAUUUCUGGGAUUUCUGAAUUUUCCUCCCAGACCUCUGUUUUCCCUUCAUUUUUCCCUCUAUUCCUUUGUCAAGAACAAGAACAAGAAAGAUCAUUUCUGGUUUACCCUACAAGAAUACAAGAAAAGAUCAAGAUGGUGAGGGGAAAGACUCAGAUGAGGCGCAUAGAGAACGCUACAAGCAGACAAGUGACCUUCUCCAAGCGCCGGAAUGGGUUGCUGAAGAAGGCCUUUGAACUCUCAGUUCUCUGUGAUGCAGAGGUUGCUCUCAUAGUUUUCUCCCCUAGAGGCAAACUCUAUGAAUUCUCAAGUUCUAGCAUGCAGUCUACAAUAGCUCGUUAUUUGAAGCAUGCAAAGGAAAAUCCAACCAAAAAGUCAACCCAACAAGACACACAGAAUCUGAAACAUGAAGCUGCAGAGAUGAUUAAGAAGAUUGAAUCACUUGAAGAUUCAAGACGGAAAUUACUAGGAGAAGGUCUAGGAUCAUGCACAGUUGAAGAACUUCAACAACUUGAACGACAGUUGGAGCGAAGCGUAAGCAAUGUCCGAGCAAGAAAGAUUCAGGUUUUUGAGGAACAGGUGGAGCGGCUAAAGGAAAAGGAAAGAGCACUUGUUACUGAAAAUGCAAGGCUAUCAGAGAAGUGUGGUGUGACUUCAUGUGAAAGAUUAAAUGAGCAGAGAGAGACUGUAGCAGUACCGGAGGAAAGUAGCCCUAGUUCUGACGUGGAGACUGAACUGUUCAUCGGACCACCGGAGACAAGAACAAGGCGGCUGCUGCCUCAGAAUUAAUGGAUGGUCGGCAGACCCUUAUGAAAUGCAAUCAUUUGACAUACUCUGCAGUAUAUUAUAUAGCCUGCUUUAGAAAUAAUUCCAGCUAUAUGUGAAUAAAAUAAAAAUAAUUCCCAGCUAUAUAGUGUAACAGCAAGUGUAGUAUGUUCUGUGAAGCGUAAUAAAUAAGGAACGCUAAUUUAAUUUUGUAUU